AGUCAUUGGCAGACAGUGCAGUGCAGACAACAAGUUGAUUUCAAAGUUUAUACACAAUGUAUGCAGCUAAAGUUUUUAUCUUUGUGGCGCUCUUUGCUCUGGCAUAUUGUGCACCCAGUCCAGGUUUUUUCAAACACGAGCAUCAUACCAUACACGUGCCCUACAAAGUGCACACAGUGCAUCAUCAUCAUGUCCAGAAGAUUGCAGUGCCCGUGCCCGUAGUCAAACAUGUGCCUGUCUAUAAGGAAGUCCACGUGCCCGUGCAUCAUGUGCACCAUGAGGAGAUUGUGCCCAUCGUGCAUGAUCAUCAUGACUUCCAUCAUGAUUACCACUCCCACGGCCACUCACAUGGCUGGCUGUAAGCCGCCAGUCCAACCAACCACCCCAAUCCAACUGUUUGUAAAUACUAAGCUUAAAAUUUGUUUUGUAAAUAAAGUCAAUUUAUAUAUACCUACCGAAA
Molecule: messenger RNA, 460 nt
Organism: Drosophila busckii
Lineage: Eukaryota; Metazoa; Arthropoda; Insecta; Diptera; Drosophilidae
Product: histidine-rich glycoprotein
Exons: 3
Coding region: 57-362 (101 amino acids)
Source: RefSeq, a predicted model, not a curated record